AUGUUUACGCAGGCAUAUCGGUUAACGUGGGCACGGCACUGGCUGUCAGGAUUCCAAGGAGAAAUGCAGCCAGCUAGGAGGCCAAGCCAACCACCAGAACGUAAUCUACAACUACGUCUAUUAGUGUCAAUUGAUACAGUUACCAGUUGUUCCUCGCUUCAUUGUCUAACAGUGACGUUGUUCAUGGACACGCACUUGGUUUGGCAUAAGUUCAACAAGCCUGUGAUUGUCAUGAUCGGUUGGCAUUUAUUUAAUCCAUCCUUGAUCUGCAAUAUAUUGAGAUAUCCAGAUUUCGUGACAAGAUAUGCUAGUCAAUUGGCGUCUCCAAAGCUGAUAUUUCUAGUGUUGCUCUACCACGAGAUGUCGAUCUCCCUGGCUGCGUCUAUGGUCAAGCUGUCCUAUUAG
Messenger RNA from Kuraishia capsulata CBS 1993, 405 nucleotides. RefSeq lists its product as uncharacterized. The coding region runs from base 1 to 405 and encodes 134 amino acids. The record is from RefSeq and is a predicted model, not a curated record. The transcript has 2 exons. NCBI's taxonomy places the organism in Eukaryota, Fungi, Ascomycota, Pichiomycetes, Pichiales, Pichiaceae.